Rotaria sp. Silwood1 is the source of this 1005-nucleotide messenger RNA. Lineage: Eukaryota; Metazoa; Rotifera; Eurotatoria; Philodinida; Philodinidae. The record is from the annotation of a GenBank genome assembly.
AUGACUAGCAAAGAUGUUGCAGUAACAGAAUCAAAACGAAAAAAAAGAACAAAAUCACCGAUUUCUUCACGAUCAGCAAGUAAGGAAAGCAGCAAUGAAUCUGAUAAAAAUGAUUCAGAUGAAAUUAAACCACAAGAUCCAAUUAAAAAUGUGAAGAAGCAGAUUUCUCCUAAACGCGAUACCAGUUCAUAUGAAAGUGACAACGACCUCAGUGAAGAUGACAAUGAACCAUCUAUUCUAUCUACAAAGAAAGUGUCAAUUACAAUAAAAGAUAAAUCAGAUUCUAUUCCAAAUAAUAUUUCAACUAAAAGAACUUCAUUGAAUUGGAGAUAUUUAUUUAUCUUUGGUAUUAUUAUAGCCAUCAUUCUAAGUGUUCUAUUAUCAAAUGAAAACUCGAAUAUAUUUUCAAAUGAUAAUAAUUGGCGUUUAAAAGUUGAUCCUAACAAUACACUUUCUAAAAAUCAACAAUAUACAGUACGUGCAUCAUUAAAAUCUAUCCUUGAUAAAUCUUCUGCAAAAAUAGAAAAUGAAGAAGAUAGUGUAUCGACUUUAUUAAUUUUAUCAUCCAAUGAAGAAUAUGCUGCAAAACUUGCUCGUUGUAUUUUAAGACUAGUCAAUACUGAAAUGUAUAAAGAUAAGAUAUCGACAGAAAUUAAUCUUCAAUUACAUCGUGGUGGUAAACUUCAAUUAGAUUCAAAUUUAAAAUCUUUACUUAGUACUGGUGGUGCUAUACGAGCUGUUCUAUUACGUCAUAUUGAUGAUAAUUCAUCAAAUGAUGCAUUUGAAAGACUUCGUCUUUUAUUUGCUUAUUGUGAUGGUGAAAAUCCUGUGAUUCCACAUCGUUUAAUUAUUAUGACAGCUUCUAGUAAUAGUAUAGAUGAAACUGAAUUACGUGAAAAAUUUAAAAUUCGUUGGCCAAAAGAGCAUGAUUUUAUUGAUGCACUUAUGUCUCGUAUCAGUGGACACACACUUUAUGUUGAUAAUGAUCAAAAAUCGAUUUGUUAA